AUGGCGAGCGAAAGAUGUACCGCUUCCCGACUACAAACAUUGCCGGAGUCAUUACAGCAGCACGCCGAUUUCAUCAAACCCCUAAUGAAGCCUCUAAUGGCAAACCUAUGCACCACAUUCAUUCAAAACUUCGACGAGCGGAAUAUCGUAGAAAGUGUACCUUUAGACCUUGUCGAUCCGUACUUUCUACCCUCUGAAGCUAGGGCAUCCUUAGUGCAAGAAAUCUCAAAGUGUAUUGACAACUACCUCAACUGUAACACGUAUGACUUUAAUCCGGGCUACUCUAUAAUGAACCGAUUCAUAAACGAAGAUCCAAAAGAUGCGCCCUGGGCACCUGGACUAACUCAAAAGGAUAACCACGGGGAUGAUAUGGGGACUUCAACCUCUAAGAAUCUCAUCCAGCAGGCCGCCAAAGGCGUAGGCGUGGAGGGAUUUGGUUGGGAAGCAGACCUAGGUAUGCGCAUGUCAGAAAGGUCAAGAGAGCAAAAUGGCAAUGCUUUUCUGGAGAGAAUAGAGUCUGCACACAGGAUUAUCACGCAAGGAGGAACGGAGUUCUUGGACCCAAGGAGAGGGCUCGCCCCAAAAGCUAUGUCGACUACUGGGGUAAGGGACCAAAAUGUACAUGCAGAUGCUAUCAAACCGCGUGGAUGUUCGAGUUAUAUCGAUGGCUCUACAAGACCGCGACAAAGUAAACGACGUGUAUCUCCCGGAAAUAAUGGCAAAGGACUAUCUACAACAGCAACAGGUACUCCGAGCCGGAUGCAUAGCACGAGCGCAGGUAGCACAAAAUCGACUCGCCGGGAACCUAAAAGGCAUAAAUGCCCCGACUGCAACGAAGUAUUUCAAUUUGAAGCACGGCUGAAGAGUCAUCAAGCCGUUCAUAGCAAGACUAAAUGCAGAUGUCCCGUUUGUGACUCGCUCUUUGGGCGAGACAGCUCCCUCAAAAGACAUCUCAACACUCCUGGCGCCUGCCAAAAGAAAAAGGAUGCAAAGUUACGGAAUGCAUCAUUUCAGAACUCUCCUACGGCGACGAGAGCUGGCAGUCAGCAUAACUACUACGAAAUGGAUGCUACAGCUUCAACCUCCAGUCUUGUUGAUGGCGGCUCAGUUAAUAACUCGCCGCUAGAUACCCGGCAACCUACUCAAAAUUUCAGCCAGCAUCCAAAUUAUUCUUUGACUUAUAUGUCACAGAGCCCAAAUUCUCAUUCCGCGAAUUAUGGAUCCGCGUACCAAAAUGUAAGCUCUCAAAGGCCCAGCGGGGAUUGGGGCGCAUUAGAUCCUUCAAACUACAACUGGCACUGCGAUCCGUUUCCGUUUGCCCAGUUCGAAUGA
Molecule: messenger RNA, 1332 nt
Organism: Morchella sextelata
Lineage: Eukaryota; Fungi; Ascomycota; Pezizomycetes; Pezizales; Morchellaceae
Exons: 2
Coding region: 1-1332 (443 amino acids)
Source: RefSeq, a predicted model, not a curated record